GACAUGCAGAAUUUGUUUCUUGUUUCCGUUUCCGGGUUACAGAGUUCCAGACCGGUUGAGGUUGGUGACCAUAGAAUGAAAUGUUUAUUAUUAUUGUUAUUAUUAUUAUUAUUAUUAUUAUUAUAUAAAUACCGAGAAUAAUCAGCAGCCAGUAACAUCCUGAUCUCUUUAUAUAACUGGAAAAUAUAUCUUAUUAUACACUGUAUCUUAUUAUACACUAUCUGUAUCUUAUUAUACACUGUCUGUAUCUUAUUAUACACUGUAUCUUAUUAUACACUGUAUCUUAUUAUACAAUAUAUCUUAUUAUACACUGUCUUAUUAUACACUGUCUUAUUAUACACUGUCUGUAUCUUAUUAUACACUAUCUUAUUAUACACUGUAUCUUAUUAUAUACUGUAUCUUAUUAUACACUGUAUCUUAUUAUACACUGUAUCUUAUACACUAUCUGUAUCUUAUUAUACACUAUCUGUAUCUUAUUAUACACUAUCUUAUACACUGUAUCUUAUUAUACACUGUAUCUUAUACACUAUCUGUAUCUUAUUAUACACUAUCUGUAUCUUAUUAUACACUAUCUUAUACACUGUAUCUUAUUAUACACUGUAUCUUAUUAUACACUGUAUCUUAUACACUAUCUGUAUCUUAUUAUACACUAUCUGUAUCUUAUUAUACACUAUCUUAUUAUACACUAUCUUAUUAUACACUAUCUUAUUAUACACUGUAUCUUAUACACUAUCUGUAUCUUAUUAUACACUAUCUUAUUAUACACUAUCUUAUUAUACACUAUCUUAUUAUACACUGUAUCUUAUUAUACACUGUAUCUUAUUAUACACUGUAUCUUAUACACUAUCUGUAUCUUAUUAUACACUAUCUGUAUCUUAUUAUACACUCUUAUACACUGUAUCUUAUUAUACACUGUAUCUUAUACACUAUCUGUAUCUUAUUAUACACUAUCUGUAUCUUAUUAUACACUAUCUUAUUAUACACUGUAUCUUAUUAUACACUGUAUCUUAUACACUAUCUGUAUCUUAUUAUACACUGUCUGUAUCUUAUUAUACACUAUAUCUUAUUAUACACUGUAUCUUAUUAUACAAUAUAUCUUAUUAUACACUGUCUUAUUAUACACUGUAUCUUAUACACUAUCUGUAUCUUAUUAUACACUGUAUCUUAUUAUACACUAUCUUAUUAUACACUGUCUGUAUCUUAUUAUACACUAUCUUAUUAUACACUAUCUUAUUAUACACUGUAUCUUAUUAUACACUGUAUCUUAUUAUACACUGUAUCUUAUACACUAUCUGUAUCUUAUUAUACACUAUCUGUAUCUUAUUAUACACUAUCUUAUUAUACACUGUAUCUUAUUAUACACUGUAUCUUAUUAUACACUGUAUCUUAUACACUAUCUGUAUCUUAUUAUACACUAUCUGUAUCUUAUUAUACACUAUUUUAUUAUACACUGUAUCUUAUUAUACACUAUCUGUAUCUUAUUAUACACUAUCUUAUUAUACACUGUAUCUUAUACACUAUCUGUAUCUUAUUAUACACUAUCUGUAUCUUAUUAUACACUAUCUUAUUAUACACUGUAUCUUAUUAUACACUAUCUGUAUCUUAUUAUACACUAUCUUAUUAUACACUGUAUCUUAUACACUAUCUGUAUCUUAUUAUACACUAUCUGUAUCUUAUUAUACACUAUCUUAUUAUACACUGUAUCUUAUUAUACACUAUCUGGAUCUUAUUGUACACUGUCUGUAUCUUAUUAUACAUUGUAUCUUAUACACUAUCUGUAUCUUUUUAUACACUAUCUUAUUAUACACUGUAUCUUAUUAUACACUAUCUUAUUAUACACUGUAUCUUAUUAUACACUAUCUGUAUCUUAUUAUACAUUGUCUGUAUCUUAUUAUACAUUGUCUGUAUCUUAUUAUACACUAUCUGUAUCUUAUUAUACACUGUAUCUUAUUAUACACUAUCUGUAUCUUAUUAUACACUAUCUUAUUAUACACUGUCUGUAUCUUAUUAUACACUAUCUGUAUCUUAUUAUACACUAUCUUAUUAUACACUGUCUGUAUCUUAUUAUACACUAUCUUAUUAUACACUGUAUCUUAUACACUAUCUGUAUCUUAUUAUGCACUAUCUUAUUAUACACUGUAUCUUAUUAUACACUAUCUGUAUCUUAUUAUACACUGUCUGUAUCUUAUUAUACACUGUAUCUUAUACACUAUCUGUAUCUUAUUAUACACUGUCUUAUUAUACACUGUAUCUUAUUAUACACUAUCUUAUUAUACACUAUCUGUAUCUUAUUAUACAUUGUCUGUAUCUUAUUAUACAUUGUCUGUAUCUUAUUAUACACUAUCUUAUUAUACACUGUAUCUUUUUAUACACUAUCUUAUUAUACACUGUAUCUUAUACACUAUCUGUAUCUUAUUAUACACUAUCUUAUACACUGUAUCUUAUGAUACACUGUAUCUUAUACACUAUCUGUGACGAGACCAAUCUCGCCACAUUGCAUUGGAGAAGCCUGGUUGCUCGCCUGCUGCCUUUGGACUAUGGCCCCCUGUUAAAAGACAUCUUUUUUACCUGCAGAAAAGUUUAAUUCGUGCUUUUUUUGCCUGGGGUUCGGUAGAUUUGUUUGAAUGUGUUAUACCCCAGAUAGGAAUCCCAUGGAGCCCAUUUGUAUGAAACUGACUGUAAAGACUUUGGCUCCAUGGCGAUUAAACUGUAUUCGUGUGGUCUGAGCGCCAUUCACUUAAUAAUGUGCGCUCAGACCUGAGCUAUCUGGGGAUAUGUUAAAUGUCUGUGUGUUAUGUGUAAAAGGUGACUUUAUGUAUUUUAAAGUGUUUUACUGUCUUUGUGUCACCAUGUGCAUAAUGGAGUCUUGUCCCUGUCCUGGGAGAUAAUUGAAUUACUUCUCACUUAUCUCCAGGGCAGAGGAGAGGAAGCCAGGAUGCAUUGUGGUAAAAGGUAUGUGUAUUGGGUUACCUCUCAGGAUAAGGGGGAGGGAAUCUGUGGGUUGUAACUAAUAUGUUACUGGAUAUUUUAUACCUCCCUGUGGGCAGUCCUGUAUUUGCAAGACUGUAAUAAAAACCAGGCUGGGUGUGCCAGCACCACAGACCACUGCUUGACCCUCAACACAGAGCCUUGUCUCGUUCUUGGGGGGAUUCACUGUAUGCUGUUAGAGACUGAUUGCCAGGAGUGUAAGCGGAUUGUCUGCUUUUCCUGUUCGUCUGCUAGCAGCUAUUUGGGAGGUUCCAGUUCAGGAGUUGGAGUGCUAUUUUGUAUCCAGUUCGGGAGUUUGGUGUUCUGCAGUAGCUGUGCCUGCAUCUCUGGAAAGGGGGCCGAUCGCCUAAACGGUUUUUACCCCUUGUGUGCAAAACGGUCCGUUACACUAUCUGUAUCUUAUUAUACACUAUCUGUAUCUUAUACACUGUAUCUUAUUAUGCACUAUCUUAUACACUGUAUCUUAUUAUACACUGUAUCUUAUUAUACACUGUAUCUUUUUAUACACUGUAUCUUUUUAUACACUAUCUGUAUCUUAUUAUACACUGUAUCUUAUUAUACACUAUCUUAUUAUACACUGUAUCUUAUUAUACACUGUCUGUGUCUUAUUAUACACUACAUCUUAUUAUACAUUGUAUCUUAUUAUACACUAUCUUAUUAUACACUAUAUCCUAUUAUACACUGUAUUGUAUUACACACUAUAUAUCUUAUUAUACACUUUAUCUUAUUAUACACUAUCUGUAUCUUAUACACUAUAUGUUAUGAUACACUGUGUCUUAUUAUACACUGUAUCUUAUUAUAGACUGUGUGUAUCUUAUACGUUGUCUUAUUAUACAUUAUAUCUUAUUAUACACUGUGUGUAUCUUAUUAAACAUUAUAUCGUAUUAUAUACUGUAUCUUAUUAUACAUUAUAUCUUAUUAUACACUGUCUGUAUCUUAUUAUACACUGUGUGUAUCUUAUUAUACAUUAUAUCUUAUUAUAUACUGUAUCUUAUUAUACAUUAUAUCUUAUUAAACAGUAUUGCUUUAAUGGGGAAAGGGAUAGGACCUAAAUGUAUUAGAAAAGCUGUGGCAAGAGGAACGGGGGUAACCAUAGGUGGUAGGUAAUUGAAUAGAAAGGUAAUUGCCUACUCGUGUCAGUUAUUUAAAACAUAACAUUUAAUACAUUUGUUUAAAAUCUUGCUGUUGAGAAUCAACAAAUAAACCAAAAAUUACUAAAUUCUAAAACUAUCAAUAGUAUAGACCAAAAAAAACAAUUGUUUCAAGAAAACUGAAAAAAAUAUAUAAUUUCUAUAUUUGCAUUUGGCCCCUAUCUUCAAACGAGAAACAGUCCCUGCGAGGGAUGAAAUGCGUAGGGAUUGAGUGGACCUUGAUUUUUAUAUGCCAGCUGUUCUUUACUUCUGUGUAAGUAAAUACAUUUUGUAUUGUACACUUGACCUAUGUAGCCAUCUUAUUUGGUUACACUUUAUCUAUUUUAUAUAAAUGAGACCUACAACACCCAACUCCAUGAAUUGAGAAGACGUACAUCUAAAGAUUUCUGAAGGCUCUUUAUUUGGCUUUAAAGUGUGAGUGACCCAUUGGCACCUAUACAUUUACCCUUUUGGGUUUCUUUCCCCUAGCGGACUCACCCUAUAUAUUAUAUUUACAUUGACUGAAGAUUCGAGGAGAUCUUCUCGUUACUCCAUUGCUAGAUGGGAAGUUAAGCACUUUAUUAUCUCACAUUAGUGCAAUUACACUUACAUGCACUUUAUUUGAUUAAAGCACUUUAACUGUGUGAUAUUGUGAAUGAUGCUGUAUUUUUUGUUAUAUUUGUAUUUUACUAUACACUGUCUGUUAUUAAUUUUUGUUUUUUUGUUUAAUAAUUUUUUUUAAAUUCUAUUGUUCCACAAAAACAUAGAAACACAUCUGAUUUCUAGAUACAGUAUCAUGCUCUCUAUGCUAAUUAUAAAUAGUACAUCCCACGAUAUCAGAGAUCAUAUACAUGAAUUACAACAAACAAAAACAUACCUGGAUGGAUAGUAGAACCGCCCUUUUCACCCUCUACAGAGAAAAAGGAAAUCUGUUACUAUUACUCUAAUCCCGUUUCAUUUGUGCUCUCAAGGAUAGUUUGCCAUUCUUUUAAAAUAUUUCCCACACAUCUGGCACUACCACUUUUCCAAUUUAUACCUUGUUCCAUAUUGCAUUGAAACAUUAUUUGUGGCCAGUAUAUCAUAGCUGAUGUGCCCCGAUUUCUAGCUAUUAAUAGCUUAGUGGCUACAAAAAAAGUGAAUUAUCAGAGUUAGUUGUUUUAUAUUUAAUUCUAGCCAUUUCAAAUGUAGCAAAGCAAUUCAAGGUUUAAUAUCUAAUUUAUAUUUACCUAUCUGAAAAAGCUUCUCGAAAACCGUUUGCCACAUUUUUUAAAAUUAAUUCACAGCUCCACCAAAUGUGAAGGUAGUUCCCCUUUGAUUUCCCACAUCUCCAACAUUUGUAACUGUUUAUAGGAGAGAAUCUCGCAAGCCGGGGAGGUACUAAAUACCAGAAUUUUAUUAAUUUAAACUGAUUUUCUAAAAUAUUAGUACAGUAAAUCAAAUCGUUGUAUUGUUUCAUUGCAUCAAACCAUUCUGAUUGAUUAAAUUCUGUACUCAACAGUUUUGACCAUUUUCCCCUAAUUUCUUGAUUGAUAUUAUUGGAUUUAAUACAUAUGCAUUUGAAUGCUUUAGACAUUACUUUUGUUACUUUCUGUCUACCGAAAAUCUCACCUAAUUUGUUCAUCAAUAAUUUCAUCUCCUGUAAAAAUAGUGGCCUCCAAGAAAUGUUUUACUCUUAAAUAUGAGAUUUCCCUGUUAUUCAAACAAUACUCCUGUUGAAGUUGACCAGAUUUCUUACCUUGUUUAUCCAUUAAUAUUUGUUUUAUGUUAAAUAUAUCUGCGUCCUUCCGUGUUAUUAGAUUCAAAUCUUGAACGUUCGUUUCCAACACUUUAAUGUUUGUUAUCCAAACCUGCCUCUGUAAACCCAAUCUUUCUUUAAUUUACCACCAAGCCCUCAAUAAAUUCUCCAUCACAUAACUGUUUUCCUUUGGUCUGUAAUAUCUGUCAUAAUAGAUAUUCCAGAUUAUAAUAGAAAGGUCCUCUGAUCUCAUCAUUUGUUUCUCCAAUUUAUUCCAUAUCUCAGAUUCUUUUCAGUUUAUUACUUGUAUCGUGUGUAUAUAUAUAUAUAUAUAAUGUCCUAUAAUAUUAGCUUGGUAAUAAUCCCUAAUCAGGGGGAAUCCUAGGCCACUUUUUGUAACAGGUAAAGUUAGUGUUUUAGUAGCGUUUGUGGUUUUUUAGUUUUUGAUCACAACACAAGUACUAUAAAAAGCUUGAGUGGAGCAUAUCUAGCCAACUUCCUGGGAUCUCUAAUAGUACAUGUCUAAAAAGGUCCAGCCAUUUGGGUAGUAUAUCGGCCUUUAUCCAAUGUAUCCUGUCCAUCCAUGACAUUUAAUUCAAUUAGCAACCUCUUUAAUCAAAGCUGGCACAGAUCUCAAUGGAUCGCAAAGCGUUAACAUAAUAUCAUCCGCAUACAUGCAGAUCUGAUGUUCCUCUUAAGCAACAGGCAGGCCUCUUAUUUCUUUGUUCAAUCUGAUCUUUUGAGCCAGUAUUUCUAUUGUUAAAAUGUAAAUUUUAUAAAAAACCCGUAGGCUCCUAUUAUUAUGCUGCACUCUUUCCUUAAUUCCCUCAGCAGCAAAAAAUAACAAAUUGAAAACAGGUAUAAACAUCACAAUGACAAUAUCCGCCUAGUAACAUGACAUCCUUAUCCUAUAGUAGGCGGAACAUCGAUGACUGCUCCCUCCGUUUAGUAGAACUCUCGCAGUUUUCUGACUUAUGAUUAUUGUAUGAUAUGUUCAUUGUAUUUAUGACUCAUUAAUUGUUAUUACUGGUACCUCUGGGUGCUGGUUUAGUUAAUCUUGUUAUUUUUUAUACCUAAUUUUAUUGGUUUAUGCCAAACUGUAUUCCCCUUUAAGAACUAUUAUUUAACUUUCCCUACUGGGAUUUCUCCUGGAGAGUUUUUUUCUCUAUCUCUACAAUCUAGUUGCUUCCCAUGCCGUUUUCACGUUACCUGAGCUCUCUGGGUUCUUUCCCGCUGAGUCGCGCAUGCGCGUCCCGUCAGGGGCGUCUCCGGCGGCCAUUUCGCGGUUUGGCUGUUAUCGCGCUCGGAUCAAAUCCUGAGCACGCAUUCAGCCACAUUCACUUAGUCCAAGGUUCGGCAGACUUGCAUUCGCAUAGGUACUCUGUUCGGUUCCCAGAAACAUACCCCCAGACUUUUACAUAGCUGCGGCGGCCAUCAUUUUGGUGUCUCCACCUCGUCUCCACCUUGCAGUGGCCAUUUUCUUUACGCGCUUUUCCCUCCCUUUUACUCUGGACCACCCCCUCCUUCCCCUAGUCGGAGUUAGUGUCCAGGAUUAGUUAGUGGCGGACGGUUCCCUGUUUUCUGCGCAUCCCCUUUAUAUUAAGUGACUGCUAUUAUUGUACUUGGCAAAUUUGUUCUUGUGGGUUAUUGUACCCUGUUCUCACUUUUCUUCUAAUUGUCCUUAUAAUUUUUGCUUCUGCAUUAUUUAAUAAAAUGCAACCAUCUAAUAGUUUGCCUGGGCCCUUUGGGGCACAAACUGAUCCCCUAUUCCCCCCUGGCUUUCCCCCCUAGGGUUGAAGUUGGUUUCCCAGCAUGUGAGGAAAUUCAGGCUAUUAUGGACACUACUGUCUCUAACGCUGUGUCAAAAGCCCUGGCAACUGCCAUGGACAUUAUGUACUCAUCUAUUUCAAAGUCCUUUACACAGGCUUUGUUGCAAGCCCAGUUGUCUAUCCCUCCGGCCUCUAUGCUGGCCGUGACUCCUCCUACCUCUCAUUCCCCACACCCCGGCCACAAGGUCUUGGCUAAAACAAAGCACUCCUCCAAAUUGGUUAUGAUGGACAGUUCAAAACCUGUCAAAGAUGGCGUGACUAUACAAUCACCGCACAAGAGAACCUCUAGCCGGGCAAAAACCUAAACUGAUUCUACUUAGUCAGAUCUCAGUACACAAGAGGAAAGUGCCCUUAACUUAGAGUCAGACCAAUCUAAUGAUUUAUCCGACCUGGAUUCGGAUUAUAGAUUCGAGAAGGAUCAUAAACCCUCUACUGAUGUGAUUGCCACUGGCACUUCUGGCUCUGAUUUGUCUAAAGAUGGUAAAAUACUUAACCCUUUUGAGCCUGAUGACUCACGUCAUCCCCGCACAGCUAUGGUCACCGGCAGAGCAUAUGGCGUGGUACGUCGCAUCCUUGGUCCGCACGCCUCUUGAUAAGGCAGCCCGAGAUAAAUUGCGGGCUGAAUGCCCAUGCCCCACUGUACUAGACGAUGUCUGCAAGACUCCCCAAGUUGACCCCAAAAUAAUACAUACAAUUCUUGGACAAAAGUGGGUGGAACCCAAAAAAGGGUUUUGAUUUUUCCCUUUACAAUUGACAGGAUAAGGUCUUAGAUAUUUUGGGUCCAGCGACCAAGAGCUUUGAGGCUGUGUAAGAAUCCUUGGCUCAAGACGAUGUAUUAGAUCGUCUCACAAUUACAGGCUGGAUCCAGAGGGUGAAAUGCUUGAUCAGCAAUACUACCACUGCACUUGCCACAGAGCGCCGUAAGUCAAUCCUCUUAAAGAUAGAGCCAAAUCUCAUUAAUCUGGCGAUUACAGAGCCAGGCGCUCAAGCGAAAGGAUUCCUGUUUUGCGAGUCUAUGUCCAAACAUUUACAGCCUUACACAAGGCACAGUCAAAUAUGAAGAGGGUAUUUCAUCCUAUGGUUUUUACUGGGGCCGGCAGAGCUUAAGCAGAGUUAAUAAAGGUUUACGCCCGAACCGAGGCUCCUACACGGGGAGAACCCCCUUUCCUGAGCAGAGGUUCGCUCUGACCUUCUUCCUUCAACGAAGCAGGCCCUGGGUGUCAAGAGGUGCACGAGGUAAGCUAUUUCACUCAAUUUUCUUCCCCUUUGGUAAUAGGGGGCAGACAUUUUUCCCAUGUCAGGGCUCUUAUUACAUCAGAUACUUGGGUACCCCUGGCUGUCAACGGGUAUCUAAUAGAUUUUGUGUCUCUUCCUACACAACUUUCCUCACCCAGGGAGAUAGUGUGAUACUUAUUUGUUAAUUGGAACACAACUGCAGAGUUUCCUAAUUGAAGUAUUUGCUAGAUUCACCUCUUUUUAUAUUGAAAAAGGAGUAAUUACUAUUACCUUAAUUACACAUGUAGCUUAGAAUUUGUGUGUAACUAAAAGAAUCUGUUAAUUUUCAGAUGUCACUUAAAUUCCCUUCUGUGGAAUCAAUAGUAAUAAAUGAAGCAGGAGAAGUUGUAAUAAUAAUUGAGUUGAUUAUUGGAGGGUGAAUAUUUGUUAUAAGUAGAUCAAUUAGAAUAAAAAACUUAAUUAGAGAGAAUGACACAGUGGAUUAAUUGGAACAGAAAUACUUAACUUAAUAAGGCAAGUUCUGGAACUUAAGGGUUAUUUUCACCCGAUGGAAUGAGAAGAUAGUCCUUUAAGCAAGCCGUGGUCUAGGAGUGGAGAGAGGAGCAGUCCGUUUAGCAAUCCGUGGUCUAGGAGUGGAGAGAGGAGCAGUCCGUUUAGCAAUCCGUGGUCUAGGAGUGGAGAGAGUGGAAGUCCGUUUAGCAAUCCGUGGUCUAGGAGUGGAGAGAGUGGAAGUCCGUUUAGCAAUCCGUGGUCUAGGAGUGGAGAGAGUGGAAGUCCGUUUAGCAAUCCGUGGUCUAGGAGUGGAGAGAGUGGAAGUCCGUUUAGCAAUCCGUGGCCUUGGAGUGAAGAGAGUGGAAGUCCGUUUAGCAAUCCGUGGUUUGAUACAGGCAGGAUGGAGUAAAACAGCUGAUCACUUUUCAGGUACCUGUGUAAUAAUCCAGCGUUUUGAAUCUGGCGCGGUCUCCCUAAGUAUCGUGGAGGGACCGCGUCAGAGAAAGGGGAGGAGCUAAGCGCCGUGAACCCGGAAGUGGGUUCUUACGGCGAAUGUAUUUUAAGUUAUACCUGACAGUACCCCCUUCUCAUGGGGCAUCCUCUCGGUGCACUUAUCUCGGUUUGGAGGGAUAACGUUUGUGAAAUGCAGCAACUAACCUCUUAGCAUGUACAUUAGAUGAAUCUUCCCAAGUGUCUUCAUCAAUACCAUAACCCUUCCAUCUAAUAAGGUAUUGUAAGGAGCCACGGUGGAUACGUGAAUCCAAAAUUCUAUGUAUUUCAUAUUCUUCUUCACCUUGGACAAUGAUAGGAUCAGGAGUUGUUACUAAAUCCCUAUUGAAAGGAUCAGGGAGGUGAGGUUUAAGCAAAGAGACAUGGAAUACAGGAUGAAGUUUAAAACUUGGAGGGAGGUCCAGUUUAACAACGUUAUCAUUAAUAAUCGUAUUUACUUUAAAAGGACCAAGAAAAAGAGAGCUUAAUUUCUUUGAAGGACGGUUUGUGGUAAUAUUCCUAGAGGAAAGCCAGACCAGAUCCCCUACAUUAUAAUGAGGGGGAAUUCUUCUUUUAUUGUCAAAAUAUCUUUUCUGGUUAUUUUGGGCAAGUUGAAGAUUUUCCCGUAAUUUGAGGAAUAGUGAGGACAUAAAUUCGUUUUUUGAUGUAACAGUAGGAUUGGAUGAAAUAUCAUUUUGGAUGGAAAAUGAAGAUGGAUGGAAUCCAUAGUUCGAGAAGAAAGGAGUCAUUUUUGUACUAGAAUGAAUAGUAUUGUUGUAAGAGAAUUCGGCCAUAGGUAACCAUGUGGUCCAGUCAUCCUGUAGGUAUGAACAAUAACAUCGAAGAUACUGUUCCAGACAUUGAUUAACUCUCUCUGUUUGUCCAUUAGUUUGAGGAUGGUAGGCAGAUGAGAGUUUGCGUUGAAUUUGAAGGGAGAGACACAUCUCUUUCCAGAAUUUGGAGGUAAACUGUGUCCCUCUAUCAGAAAUAAUUUCUUCAGGAAGACCAUGAAGUUUUACAAUAUUAUCUAUAAAGACUUUGGAUAAUUCUACGGAGGAGGGUAAUUUCUUUAAAGGAAUAAAAUGGGCCAUUUUUGUGAAGCGGUCCACAACGACAAGAAUAGUGGUGGAAUGCUGAGAUGGUGGAAGAUCUACAAGAAAAUCCAUAGAAAUGGAUUGCCAAGGUUUUUCUGGAAUAGGUAAGUUAAGUAGUAACCCAAAAGGUUGAUUAUGUUCAGUUUUGGACCUUUGACAGAUAGGGCAAGUUUUGACAUAUAAUUCAAUGGUUUUAUUUUGACGAGGCCACCAAUAAUAUCGUGAAGUUAGUUCAAGAGUUUUUUUAAUCCCAGGAUGUCCGGCUAGUGGUGAGUCAUGAACCAUUUUAAGUAAUUUAUUUCUAAAAAUAGGAGGGAUAUAAAUUUUAUUUUUAAAGUAAAAUAUACCAUCCUUUUUUGUUAAUAUAGGUGUUUUGGGAAGUUCAAGAUCUUUUUGAUUCAAAUUCUUUAAGUCAUCUUGAAGAGAGGAAAGGAUUCCAAUUAUCUUGUUAGAAGGAUAAUCAUCAAUAGAAGUUUUAUAAGAAAUUCGAGAGAGGGCGUCAGCUUUUUGAUUUCUAGUUCCAGGUCUGUAUACUAAUUGGAAGUUAAAGCGGUUAAAAAAGAGGUUCCAUCUAACUUGUCUAGCUGUAAGGGUUUUGUUAGUAUACAGAUAUUCGAGAUUUUUAUGAUCAGUAUAAACAACUAUAGGUUGUUUUGUAUCUUCAAGAAGAUGACGCCAAUUUUCAAGGGCAGCUUUAACGCUUAACAAUUCUUUUUCACCAAUAGGAUAAUUUUUCUCAGCAGAACUCAAGGAUCUUGAAAAGAAGGCAACUGGAUGAAGUGGAUCUUGAGGUGUCUUUUGUUGAGAAAGAACUGCUCCGAUAGCUGAAUCUGAUGCAUCUACUUCAAGAACAUAUAAGAAUGUUGGAUUAGGUAGUUGUAGAAUAGGUGCGGUUGUAAAUCUUUUUUUUAAUUCAGUAAAGGCUUUUUGGGCUUCUUUAUUCCAAUUAAAAGGACGUUUAUUACUGUUAAGAAGAUUAAGUGGACGUGAUACAUCUGAGUAGUUUCUAAUAAAUUUCCUAUAGAAAUUUGCAAAUCCAAGAAAUCGCUGUAAUUCUUUAGUAGUAGCAGGAACGGGCCAGUUAAUAAUACAUUCAAUUUUUGAGUUAUCCAUUUUUAAGGAAUGAGGUGAAAUAAUAUAUCCUAGGAAAGAUAAUUCGGUAACCUCAAAAAGGCAUUUCUCAGGUUUAGCGUAUAAUUUGUGAGUUCUCAAUCUAGAUAGAACCCAUCUUACAUGCUUCCUAUGUUCAUCCAGAUUGUUAGAAUAUAUUAAGAUAUCAUCUAAAUAGAUAAUAACACAUAUAUCCAGGAGAUCUCUAAAGAUAUCAUUUAUGAAAUGUUGGAAUGUAGCAGGGGCAUUACAAAGCCCAAAAGGCAUUACAAGAUAUUCGUAUAGACCAUAUCUUGUUCGGAAAGCGGUCUUCCAUUCAUCAUCCUGUUUUAUUCUAAUGAGGUUAUAAGCGCCCCGAAGGUCGAGUUUAGUGAAUAUAGUUGCAGUUCUUAAUCUUUCAAUUAAUUCAUUUAUUAGCGGAAGAGGAUAACGGUUUUUUAUUGUUAUUUUAUUUAAGGCUCUGUAAUCUAUAAUGGGACGGAUGGUUUGAUCUUUAUUUCUCACGAAGAAUAUACUAGAAGCAGCCGGGGAUGUCGAGGGUCUGAUGAACCCUUUACGUAAAUUUUCAUUAAGAUAUUCCUUUAAGAUUUCUAAUUCCUUUUCAGAAAGUGGGUAGAUGUGACCAUAAGGAAUGGGAGCUCCAGGUAUUAGAUCAAUUGGGCAAUCAUAUACCCGAUGAGGUGGAAGUGUUUCUGCUUCUUUUUUACAGAAGACAUCUGAAAAAUCGGAGUAGAAUGUAGGUAUAACUGGUUCUUUAGUAAUUUGGAGAAUAGGAAUAUGUUGAAAACACGUUUUUUUACAGAAAUCAGAGGAGAAAGAGAUGGUAAAAGGAGACCAUUCAAUUAGAGGAUUAUGGGUUUUUAACCAAUUAAUUCCUAAAAUGACCGGAUAAAGUGGAGAUUUAAUAACAUCAAAUGUAAGGAAUUCGGUAUGAACGUUGUUGGUAGUUACUUUUAUAGGAAUUGUCUCAUCUUUUAUGGGUCCAGAGGAUAUAAAUGAACCAUCAAUAACUCUGAUUGGAACAAAGUGAGUUUUUCGAACACAAGGAAUUUUAUUUUUUAUAACAAAAGAAAAAUCAAGAAAGGUUCCAUUGGCACCAGAAUCGAUUAUAGCCUCAGUCACGAUUCUUUUUGUAUCCCACUGUAAUAUGAGAGAUAUAGAAAAAUAAGUAGAUGUUUUUCUUUUUUGUAGUACGUUCAAUAUUGAAGUAGAUGAAUGAUGCUUACCACUUUUUGAAUGUUUCAGUAGAGGACAAUCGGGAAUUAUAUGUUCUUUCGAGGCACAAUACAUACAUAAGUUUAAUUGUCUCCUUCUUAUUCUUUCUUCAGAGGUAAGAGGACUUCUUAUUAUACCUACUUCCAUAGGUUCGGUUUGAGUAGAGAAUUUUUCAGUGAUUUUAGGAGAAGUGAUAGGUUUUCUCCAGGUAAAAUUAGUAAGAACUUUUUCAGCUCUUCUUUCUCUUAGACGUCUAUCAAUACUAAUGGAAAGUUGAAUCAAUGCAUUUAAGGUGGGAGGAAGUUCAGUACGAGAGAGUUCAUCCUUCACAGCUUCUGAUAAUCCGAGACGGAAUUGAUUGCGUAAAGAAAUGUCAUUCCAUUGGGUUUCUGUAGCCCAUCUUUUGAAUUCUGCAAUAUAGUCUUCAACAGGUCUAUUCUUUUGGUGGAGAGUUCUGAUGGUUAAAUCAGCAGUAGCCUGUUUAUAAGGGUCUUCAUAAAGUAAAGACAUAGCUUCAAAGAACUCAUCCAAUGAAUCUAAUAUGGGAUCAUCAUUCUCUAAAAAGGAAUGGGCCCAUGCCAUAGGUUCACCUCUUAAAAAAGAGAUCACUGAACAAACUUUGGAUCUUUCGGUGAGAUAAGAUCUAGGUUUUAAGGCUAUUAGGAGUUUGCAAGAAUUCAAAAACUCUCUGUACUUUGUUCUAUCUCCAUAAAAUUUUUCAGGAUUACAGACAGCAGGAUCGCCAGCCGAUUGAAGAGCGGCAUGAGGAAGGUGACCUUGCAUGUCUCUAACAUAAGUUAAUAUUCUCUCAUUUGUAAUUUGCAGUUCCUGUAAACCCUGAGCAAUCGUAUCCACUCUAUUGGUUAGGGCAGAAACUUGAGCGUUAAUAUCUGCUGGUUCCAUUGUAAAAGGCUGGAUUAUUCUGUGAUACUUAUUUGUUAAUUGGAACACAACUGCAGAGUUUCCUAAUUGAAGUAUUUGCUAGAUUCACCUCUUUUUAUAUUGAAAAAGGAGUAAUUACUAUUACCUUAAUUACACAUGUAGCUUAGAAUUUGUGUGUAACUAAAAGAAUCUGUUAAUUUUCAUAUGUCACUUAAAUUCCCUUCUGUGGAAUCAAUAGUAAUAAAUGAAGCAGGAGAAGUUGUAAUAAUAAUUGAGUUGAUUAUUGGAGGGUGAAUAUUUGUUAUAAGUAGAUCAAUUAGAAUAAAAAACUUAAUUAGAGAGAAUGGCACAGUGGAUUAAUUGGAACAGAAAUACUUAACUUAAUAAGGCAAGUUCUGGAACUUAAGGGUUAUUUUCACCCGAUGGAAUGAGAAGAUAGUCCUUUAAGCAAGCCGUGGUCUAGGAGUGGAGAGAGGAGCAGUCCGUUUAGCAAUCCGUGGUCUAGGAGUGGAGAGAGUGGAAGUCUGUUUAGCAAUCCGUGGUCUAGGAGUGGAGAGAGUGGAAGUCCGUUUAGCAAUCCGUGGUCUAGGAGUGGAGAGAGUGGAAGUCUGUUUAGCAAUCCGUGGCCUUGGAGUGAAGAGAGUGGAAGUCCGUUUAGCAAUCCGUGGUUUGAUACAGGCAGGAUGGAGUAAAACAGCUGAUCACUUUUCAGGUACCUGUGUAAUAAUCCAGCGUCUUGAAUCUGGCGCGGUCUCCCUAAGUAUCGUGGAGGGACCGCGUCAGAGAAAGGGGAGGAGCUAAGCGCCGUGAACCCGGAAGUGGGUUCUUACGGCGAAUGUAUUUUAAGUUAUACCUGACAGAUAGUUAGCCAAAAUUGCCGUUCAAUUUCUUUUUUCCAUUUUUCACACACAAAUAUUAACACUAACUUUGGCCAGUGUUUGUGACCAAGUGGCUACUAAAAAAGACUGGAUAUACCCCAUUUCCAAUACCUUGGGUUGUCUACUAUUGCAAAUGGUAUGCCAUCAUGGGGGUAAUUUUCAUUCCUGGGCUACCAUACAGUCUCAAAGGCAACGUAACCAAUCUAGUGAAUUUCAAUGUGAAUAAACUUCAAAAUGUAAUAUGCCAGAUUUGACCCUGUAACUUCCCAAAACGCCAUAAAACCUGUACAUAGGGGGUACUGUUUUACACGUGAGAGACUUUGCUGAAUACAAAUAUGUGUAUUUUAUUGCAGUAAAAGCAAACAGUAUUAUGACAUUUACAGUUAGAAUGUCAUGUAGAACUAAAAUAACAUUUGUUUUCUUCCAUUGUUUUAUAUAUAUAAAAUUAUGUUUUAUAGCUAAAUAUUUGAUGUUAAAUGAAAGCCCUGUUUCCCCUGAAUAAAAUGAUUUAUAAUAAGUGUGGGUGCACUUCAUAUGGAAGACGCGAAUUACGCCUGAACAGACAUAUAGCGCAAAUUCAAGUUUUUGUUUACGUUUUGUUUUGAUCGCAACGUGUACAUUUGGCUCAGUCCUUAAGGGGUUAAUAGUUCUAUCAGAGCUUAUUUUUUUUAUAUACUGUUAGAACUACAUAGAUAUUACUGACAUGUUUGCGAGAUGAACUAUCUCCAGUUUAAUAGGUUUAGCACUCAUAUUUAGAGAACAGCUUAAAUUAAAGGUGUAUGUUUUGUGUUCAUAGAUUUGCAGAAUAACAUUGGAAUUAAAGAAUUACCCCAAGCAUAAUGACCACUUCAGUAUUUCGAAAUAGUCAUGGUGUCUGGAGUAUGUAUGCCCUAUGAAAAGCUGCACAUGCUGAGUUCAACCUCUUUGCUGCUGUAGGUGUAACUACCUCUAGCAACACCAUUGAGGCAGCACUAGCUAACCCACAGUAAGCGUACAGGGCUAGCUAAUGUCAAAUCUGCAUGUAUUUCCAUGCGGAGAGUGAUCAGCUCAUGCUAUGACACAAUAAAUAAGUAGAAGCCGGGUGCCAUCAACCUGCCUACCAAGGACACCUGGUGCCUGAUGGGGACCCAGGCAAACUGGUUUGCCUUAUUACUGGGGCACGACGCUGGAUUAUUCCUACUGUCAUAACUACUACAAUCCAUCAUGAACACCUGUAAGUGGUAAAUAGUGCUGAUUGUUUUUGUCUUUUCCUAUACCCUAGCAUUGGUCUCCAGUAGCUCACUGGGCAUGGCAGUUUGGUUGCAUUAUGCAAUUUAGUUUUUAGUUUUUUACUCGAUACCUAGCAGUUUUGUCCCCCAAAUGCUGUUUAAGUUUAAACUUUGUCCAUUUGCCUCUUUCCUACAGAUUUAAUCAGAAACAAACAUCCACUGGAUUAAGCUCCUUUGUUUUUACUCCAAGUAUAAGUCACAGUAUGAGAGAGACUACAAGUGAUUCAUCAUGUAACAAUAUAGAAACUAACAUGUAUUCAUCCACAGAACAUCCACAGACACAAUAUCUAUCUACAUAUAUUAAGGAGGAACCAACCUCGUGUCAAAAAGAAAAUCUAAUCAACAUUUCGACACCCAAAAAACACCUGCAGAUAGAAUAUCUAUCUGCUCAUGUUAAGGAGGAACAAACCUCGUGUAAAGAAGAAAAUCUCACCGACAUAUCUAGAACCACAGAACAUCCACUGAUAGAAUACCCAUCUACUCAUAUUAAAGAGGAACCAGCCUUGUGUGAAGAAGGAAAUCUUACAGACAAUUCUGUACCUACAGAUCAUCCACCGACAGAAUAUCCAUCUACUCAUGUUAAGAAGGAACCAACCUCAUGUGAAGAAUGCAAUCUCACAGACAUUCCUAAACCAUCAGAACAUCCACAGAUAGACUAUCCAUCUUCUUAUAUUAAGAAGGAACCGGUUUCAUGUGAAGAAGGGAAUCUCAUGAAUAUUUCUACAAAAACACAGUAUCCAUUUACUUAUAUCAAAGAGGAACCAUACUCAUGUGAAGAAGGAAAUCUCACAGACAUUUGUACCCCCAAUGAACUACCACAGACGGAAUAUCCAUCUAAUGAUAUUAAGGAGGACACCGCAUCAUAUAAAGGAAAAAUCAUAAACAUUUCUGCACCCACAGAACAUCAACAGACACAAUAUCCACAUACUCAUAUUAAAGAAGAACCAGCUUUAUAUUCUUGUCCUCAGUGUGGUAAAUGUUUUAAUUUAAAACCUUACCUUCAGAAACACAUAAAAACACACACAGGACAGAAGGCAUUUUCUUGCUUACAAUGUGGGAAAGGAUUUACAAAAAAAUCCUAUCUUGAUAAACAUCAGAUUCUCACUGAAGAUAAACCAUAUUUUUGUUCUAAAUGUGAAAACCGUUUUAAUCAACAGUGUGCUUUUCUUAAACAUAAAAGUAGUCACGUGGGUGAGAAACUAUAUUCAUGUUCGGAGUGUGGAAAAUGUUUUUUCCGUAAAUCAGUUCUUUUAAAACAUCAAAAUGUUCACACAGGAGAGAAAUUAUAUUCAUGCUCAGAGUGUGGGAAACAUUUUAGCCAGAAAUCGAAUCUUCAAAGUCAUCAUAAAAUUCACACAGGAGAGAAACCGUAUUCUUGUUCAGAAUGUGGAAAAUGUUUUACACAUAGGACGGGUUUGCAUUCACAUAAAAUAAUUCACACAGGAGAGGGGCCGUUAUCAUGUUUUGAAUGUGGAAAAUGUUUUACACACAGACAAAGUCUGGAAUUACAUAAAAGAAUUCACACAGGGGAGGAACCAUUUUCUUGUUCGGAAUGUGGAAGAUGUUUUAUUUAUAAAGAAAAUCUUCUUACACAUCAGAGGAUUCAUACAGGAGAGAAACCAUAUGCUUGUUCUGAAUGUGGGAGAUGUUUUCGCCAUAGGUCAAGUCUUGUUAAACAUGAAAGAAUUCAUACAAGAGAGAAGGCGUAUCCAAGUACAAAUGCCCAAGAGAAGCCAUAUUCCUGUACUGAAUGUGGUGAACGUUUUAUCAAUCAUUCUUUGUUUAUUAAACAUCAGCAAGUUCACACUGGGGAUGAACAGUUUUCAUGUAUUAAAUGUGGGAAAUGUUUUGCAGACAAGGAUGCUCUUGUCAGCCAUGAAGUACUUCACGAAGUUGAUAAACCAUAUUCCUGUUCGCAAUGUGGCAAAUGUUAUAGUCAUAAAAGGAAACUUGCCAGACAUGAAAAAAUUCACACAGGUGAUAAACCGUAUUCUUGUUCAGUGUGUGGAAAAUGUUUUGGCGAUAAAGCCACUCUCAUUGGUCAUCAGAUAAUUCACACAGGCCAGAAACCGUACUCAUGUUCUGAGUGUGGCAAAUGUUAUAGCCAUAAAGUCAAUCUUGUGAGACAUGAAAAGCUUCACACAGGAGAGAGACCAUAUUCCUGUUUCGAAUGUGGGAGAAGGUUUAUCCAAAAGUCAGUGUUUGUCUCACAUCAGAGAACACAUACAGGAGAAAAACCAUUUUCUUGCUCUGAAUGCGAAAAACGUUUUAACUGCAAACAAAGUCUUGUAAAACAUCUUCUCGUUCAUGCUGGGAAAAAACCAUAUUCUCGGUUUCAAAGUGUUUGAAAUUGACCAAUUUGCUAUGAAAUCUAUAGAGUCCUAGAGAUUAGGAUUGAGGGCAUUCUCUUCAUCAUUCCAUUGAGAUGUAGAUUUUGUUUUAAAUAAAUUGCAUAUUGUAAGGACCUGGUCACACUUUAAAAAUAUUCUCAUAAUUCAUACGAUCCUGUUUAAUGUUAGGCACUUGGCACGAAAAGUAGUGGGAAAUAUUUUUAGGAAUAACUUUUUCUUUGAGUAAUAUCAAAAGUGUUAUAACCCAUGAAAACAUGCAGAUUAAUUUGUUUUGUUUUUAUCAGAGUUUGCAAUUUUUGAGAAAUUGCAUGAAAAGUGAUUAGAUGUGUUCUAGAAUACAGGAGUUUUUUAUUGAAAAGUACGGCUUCAUAAAGAAAAAGGUCUCAUAAUUUAAUAGACUAGAAUUUCUUGAAAUAUGGUAAAUAUUUUUAUACAAAAUAAUUAAAACCUUGCACAGUUUUCUCACAUUAAAAAAAUAGUAUGAGUCCCAUCUGACUUGGUAGGUGUAGACAGAAGAGGUGUACAUUUAUUUAGUAUUCCCUAAUAUGUCCAUAGUGAAAACCAAAAGCCUGUAUCACUAUGUUUCUAUUCGAGAUAUAUAUCUAGGAAAAAAAAAAAGUUGUUAAUGGUCUAUGGUGCACUAUUCCUAGACUCCCACAUAAACGUCAAAUUAAAUUAAAAAUAACCAAAGCUAUAAGUUACCUGAAAUCUUGCAUUGGCCAAAAUCCAGCACUGUGAAAGCUUUACAAGUUAAUAAAAGUUAUUACAAAAUUUAAAAAGGUAAAUAAAAGUACUUUGUAUAUAUAUGAUCCAAGUACUUUUAUAC
Pelobates cultripes (western spadefoot toad) is the source of this 19523-nucleotide messenger RNA. NCBI's taxonomy places the organism in Eukaryota, Metazoa, Chordata, Amphibia, Anura, Pelobatidae. The record is from the annotation of a GenBank genome assembly.